Messenger RNA from Balearica regulorum gibbericeps (East African grey crowned-crane), 669 nucleotides. NCBI's taxonomy places the organism in Eukaryota, Metazoa, Chordata, Aves, Gruiformes, Gruidae. The record is from RefSeq and is a predicted model, not a curated record.
CCUCGGCAGAAGAAGGUCCGGGCGACGGUGCGCAGGCGAGGCCUGGCUGCUCUGGUUCGCUUCCUCUUCGGCCCUCCCCGGCUCCAGCCGCAGCUGCUUCUCCUCCCCGAUUCCCCGUGGGAAUCCCCUGAUCCCUUCUCCGCGUGUUUUCUCCUCGGCAGAAGAAGGUCCGGGCGACGGUGCGCAGGUGGUCUGGAUGAUAACGAGAGAGUACACAUGAGAAUCCUGCAGACCAUUUACAAGAAGCUGACCCGCUCCAGGUUGGGCUGCCCGCGCUACGGGGCGCACUGGGAAGAGCUCGGCUUUCAAGGUGCGGAUCCCGGGACCGACCUGCGAGGGACAGGGAUGCUGGCCUUGAUGCAGAUGCUGUUCUUCGUCAUGGACGCUCAGACGCUGCCUCUGGCUCAGGAGAUUUUCACCUUAUCCCAGCACGAAACCCAGAAUUUCCCCUUCUGCAUCAUGUCUGUGAACAUCACCCGCAUCGUCCUCCAGGCCCUGAGGGAGGAACGACUCUCCAGGGAGUGCAACCGCAGGCAGCAAGUCAUCGCCGUGCUCAACGACCUGUACGCGGCAGCCUUUCUGCAGCUCUACCGCGUCUGGAAACGGCAGCACAAGACCAUCGCUGACUCCGGCUUCCUCCUGAAGGAGCUGGAAUUAUCCGCCAAAAAG